AUGGAUCAAAGACAGAAAGGAUCAGAGGCAGAGCACAUGAAUCAGAGUAGCAUUGCCCCGCCCAGCAAAAGCUGUACAGAUUGCCACACAACAAAAACACCAUUAUGGAGGGGAGGUCCAGCUGGGCCAAGGACUCUUUGCAAUGCAUGUGGGAUUAAAUACAGAAAGAGAAAGAGGGCUCUUGUUGGUUUAAACAAAGGAGCAACUGGAACAGAGAGGAGGAAACACAAGACUAUUGGAGCCCCUUUGAAGCUGGGAUUGAAGUCUAUGAAAAGAGAAAUGGUCGAAAUGGUGUUCCACUUCCACAAGAGGAAGUUGAAAGAAGAAGAAGAAGCCGCUAUACUGUUGAUGGCCCUAUCUUGUUCUAGUGGCACUGGCGGCGCCGUCUAUGCUUAA
Prunus armeniaca (apricot) is the source of this 396-nucleotide messenger RNA. Lineage: Eukaryota; Viridiplantae; Streptophyta; Magnoliopsida; Rosales; Rosaceae. The record is from the annotation of a GenBank genome assembly.